UGUGUCGUGUCAUGUCAUGCAUGGUGUAGUACUAUUGUGAAUUAUUUCUUCCUUGCACCUUCUCACGAGAAGGAGCUUGCUCAGUGAGGGACAGGACAGCUACCAUGUCCACUCUCUUGCAGCGGGCUUCUGCCCGCAGACCGCGAUGUGCAAUCGACCUCUCCUCUACUUACACCACUCGAUCCAUACCACAACAACAGACACGACUGUCACGGCGCAAUUAUGCAGUCCAUAGCCCUGUACCGGCAUCGUCGAGAAGAAAGGCCGCUGUGCCUCCAUACCAGAAGAUCCUUAAAAACUUUGAAGAUGUGCGGACGAUUCUUGGGUCACGACAAUUGACUCUGGCGGAAAAGAUUCUAUACUCUCAUCUGGAUAAUGCGGAAGAAUCACUUCUCACGAAUACCAACAAUGGCGCCAAUAUUCGGGGAAAUGCCAAUCUCAAGCUCAAGCCUGACCGUGUGGCUAUGCAAGACGCAUCGGCUCAGAUGGCCAUCCUUCAGUUCAUGACUUGCAACCUACCCUCGACGGCGGUCCCCGCUAGUAUUCACUGUGAUCAUAUGAUUGUGGGAGAAAAAGGCGCCGAUACAGAUCUGCCCAACUCGAUUGCUGGUAAUAAGGAGGUGUUUGACUUUCUCGAGUCUGCAGGCAAGAGAUAUGGAAUGGAGUUCUGGCCGCCUGGCGCAGGUAUUAUUCAUCAGACCGUCUUGGAGAACUACUCGGCUCCUGGACUUAUGAUGCUGGGUACCGACAGCCACACACCGAACGCGGGUGGCCUUGGUGCUAUUGCUAUUGGAGUCGGUGGUGCAGAUGCCGUCGAUGCGCUGGUGGAUGCUCCUUGGGAGCUCAAGGCACCAAAGAUUCUCGGAGUUAGACUUGAAGGCAAGCUCAGUGGUUGGACUACACCAAAAGAUGUCAUUCUACACCUUGCUGGGCUGUUGACGGUCCGUGGUGGCACUGGAUCCUUGAUUGAGUAUCAUGGACCUGGGGUGGAAACUCUGAGCUGUACGGGCAUGGCCACGAUUUGCAACAUGGGCGCCGAGGUCGGUGCCACGACGUCGAUCUUCCCUUUCUCUGAGAGCCAUAUCCCUUAUCUCAAGGCAACGGGCCGUGCGUCGAUUGUUGAUGCCAUUAAGGGCAUUGCAUAUGGAUCAGAGCAGUAUAACUUUCUCCGAGCAGAUGCUGGUGCCGAGUACGAUCAACACAUCACGAUCAACCUGUCAUCACUGGAACCUCACAUCAACGGACCAUUUACUCCCGAUCUGUCGACCCCUCUUUCCAAAUUCAAGGAUGCCGUCAAGACUAACAACUGGCCCGACACAUUCUCGGCCGGAUUAAUUGGAAGUUGCACCAACAGUUCGUACGAAGACAUGACCCGAGCUGAAGACUUGGUCAAGCAAGCACAAGCGGCUGGCUUGAAACCAGUAUCGGAUUUCUUCAUCACCCCAGGAAGUGAGCAGAUUCGGGCGACCUUGGAAGACAGCAAGACUCUCCAGACGUUUGAAAGCGCAGGUGGUACAGUCCUUGCCAAUGCUUGUGGACCAUGUAUUGGACAAUGGAAGCGAACAGACGGGAUCAAGAAGGGUGAGGACAAUGCAAUCCUAUGCUCGUACAACCGGAAUUUCCCAGGCCGCAACGACGGAAACACUCGAACGAUGAGUUUCCUUGCUUCUCCCGAAAUUGUCACGGCCUUUUCAUUUGCUGGCUCAACCUCAUUCAACCCAGUGAUUGAUGAGCUUGUUCUCCCCUCGGGAGACAAAUUCAAGUUCGAAGCACCCAAGGGUUCACAAUUACCCAGCUCAGGCUUCGCAGUAGGAAACCCAGCCUUCCAACCCUUGUCAGGAGACCCAGACUCGAGUGUGCAAGUGGUGGUUGAUCCUGAGUCUGACCGUCUGGCUAUUCUGGAACCGUUCGAGCCAUUCCCCGGCGGUGAUCUGAAAGGACUCAAGGUCUUGUACAAGGUCAAAGGACAGUGCACGACCGACACCAUCUCCGCGGCCGGUCCAUGGUUGAAAUACAAAGGCCAUUUACCCAACAUUGCAGAAAACACAUUAAUUGGCGCCAUCAACGCAGCAACCGGAGAAACCAACGUUGCAUACGACAGCGACGGCACCAAGACCACCAUCCCCGAACUAGCCAAGAAAUGGAAAUCCCAAGGCCAAAACUGGUUGGUUGUCGCUGAAGACAACUAUGGCGAAGGCUCGGCUCGAGAACACGCGGCCCUUCAACCACGGUAUCUGGGUGGACAAGUCAUUCUCGCAAAAUCCUUUGCUCGGAUUCACGAGACCAAUUUGAAGAAACAGGGUGUUGUGCCAUUGACAUUUGCCAAUAAGGAAGAUUAUAAUCGUCUGGAUGCGAAUGACUCGGUCGACACCGAGGGACUUUGGGAUGUUCUUCAGCAACAAGGGCGAGGGGAUAUUAGUCUGAAGGUCACCAAGCAGAAUGGUGAGACAUUCAGCAUUCCGGUCAAACAUACCUUGAGUAAGGAUCAAUGUGCGUUUAUUCUGGCUGGAAGUGCGUUGAAUCUUCUGGCGAAGAAACACAAGUCGGACUAAAAGAGAAAAGAAGUAUGGUACAGCACACAGAUGGGGCGGAGUAGCACUUGAUUCAUUCUUAUCAGGGUUUUGGAUAGAGAUUCUCCCAACACGGCGAGCCCACGGAAGGCGGAAGGCGGAAGGCGGCGUCGUGUUCUGAGUCAAAAGUACAGAUUCAAGCUGAAGACUCCGGUCAUUGUUGAUGAGGCUGGAAGUGGUUUGUACUACGGUUGAGUUACUCGACCGGGGUGGAAUAUUGGAAAAUCAGUGAAGAGCUAGGGCCUAGGAGAUGCGGCUCGAUCAACCGAAUAUGUGUGAGAUGCAGAUGGUUGCUUGGAAAGGAAGUGGCAUUGGCAUGCAUAUGAUUGUGCUAGCGAAGACGAAGACGAAGACGGACAUACGUACAUAUUCCGCACUCUGUACAGUACAGUUUAUCGGUGGUGAAUCCAUGAAGAUUCUAUUUCUGCCACGUUGGAUCAAUGUACAGACAGAGACGGAGACCAAGGGGAAGGGGAAGGGGAUGACAACAAGGCAAAACAAAGGCAACACAGAAUAUCGGUAGCCUUGCAUGGAAACGAGAAGCUGUCAUUGUUGUCAAUCGUCAAUUGUCUUGUCAUAAUCAUCAUCAUCGACCAAGCUGUACAACCUUGACAUGCAUUGUAGAUGAUUGGAUAUCGCAUUCAUAUUGCUAUUUACGCAUACAGCAAGAUGUACAGCACAUUACACAACAUCUGUCUAACCUGUCUGAUGUCUGAGCGUGUAUGCCUGUGUCUGCCUUGCAGGUUUGCCUUGCGUUUCACAGAACG
Molecule: messenger RNA, 3337 nt
Organism: Exophiala mesophila
Lineage: Eukaryota; Fungi; Ascomycota; Eurotiomycetes; Chaetothyriales; Herpotrichiellaceae
Product: aconitate hydratase, mitochondrial
Exons: 1
Coding region: 105-2552 (815 amino acids)
Biological process (GO): tricarboxylic acid cycle
Cellular component (GO): mitochondrion; cytosol
Molecular function (GO): 4 iron, 4 sulfur cluster binding; aconitate hydratase activity
Source: RefSeq, a predicted model, not a curated record